Molecule: messenger RNA, 7142 nt
Organism: Phyllopteryx taeniolatus (common seadragon)
Lineage: Eukaryota; Metazoa; Chordata; Actinopteri; Syngnathiformes; Syngnathidae
Product: neurexin-2-like
Exons: 24
Coding region: 571-5691 (1706 amino acids)
Source: RefSeq, a predicted model, not a curated record
GCCGGUGUCCUUUCUUCACAUCCGCUCGCGUGUGCAGGUGGAGCCUCGAAGGACAGACGCGCCGCUGCCGCUGCCGCUGCUGGGGAUGAGAAAGGCGCGGAAGGGACACGCGUGACGCACAGCCACGCUGGGAAUUUGCUUUUGGCUUUUGGAAACACCUCCUCCAAAUCUGGACGAUAGCAACGCGGGGACUGACUGCCGCGGAAACAUCCUGCCUCGCCCCAGUCAUUAUGUGACUCCUAUUUUCCCAAUUUGUUGUGCUUCGGAGAAGAAUGGCCAUCCACUGAAAUCAAGAGUGCUUUUGGGACUAAAGAGACCAAGAAGUCGCCUAACCUCCCCUUCCAUUUGUGCUCUACUAUUAUUAUUCAUUCAGUUCGUAGAGGCGCCAACGCAUGGAGAGACAGAGGCGAGUUAGGAUAAGGACAAAGAAUUAGAUCAGGGAAAUCUGGAAAACAGAACUGCUGGGUCGGUGGGAAAUUGGGAAUAAAAAGGCCCCGGCUCGGCUUUUUCCUGGGUAGCUCCAAGAGUGACAAAUUGUUCCUCACAUUUCAAAUCUGUUACCUCUGCAUCAUGAUUUGGGGCUUAAGAUUCCCGUGUUGGCCCUUGUUGCCGCUGGCCCUCGUCAGCCUGCUGUCCAGAGUGAGGGUGCUGGAGUUUGGGGGGGCGCCUGGCCAAUGGGCCCGCUACGGGCGCUGGGAGGCCGGCUCGGUAGGCGAGUUGAGCUUCAGCCUGAAGACCAACGUCAGCAAAGCUUUAGUACUCUACCUGGACGACGGCGGCAACUGUGACUUCCUGGAGCUGCUGAUCGCUGGCGGGUGCCUCCAGCUGCGCUUCGCCAUCCACUGUGCCGAGCCGGCCGUUUUGCACACAGAGACGCGGGUGAGCGACGACCGCUGGCACAUGGUCUUGCUCACCCGCAACUACCGGGAGACUCUCCUGAUGGUGGACGGCGAGACCAAAGUGGCAGAGGUCAAGUCCAAGCGGAAGGAGAUGGCCGUGGUCAGCGACCUGUUUGCCGGCGGAAUACCGCCCGACGUGCGCCUCUCCGCGCUCACCUCCAGCACGGUAAAGUACGAGCCCCCCUUCAUGGGCUUGAUCUCCAACCUGAAGGUGGGAGAGACCCCACCUACGCUCCUGAACAGCCAGGGCAUCCAGAGCGACCUGGAGUACCUGUGCACCAAACAGAAUCCGUGCUUCAAUGGAGGCUUUUGCUCCAUCCAGUACGGAGAGGUUCAAUGCGACUGCAGCCACACCCGCUUCAAGGGGAAGUACUGCAGGGAAGCUGAGGAGUUCGCCAUCGAAGGUCUGGCGCACCUGACGUUAAACGACCAAGGUAACACACUUCUGCUUCUAAAAAUGAAAGAAAAAGAUGGUUUCAUUGAGAAUGUCUUUGCUGGUCAUUCACGGACACUUGAAGGUGACUCAUCUCAAAGCGGAAAGGAAGAAUCUGUAGCAACCUUCAAGGGCAACGAGUUCUUCUGCUACGACUUGUCGCUGACGCCGAUCCAGAGCAGCACCGACGAGAUCACGCUGUCCUUCCGCACGCUGCAGCGCAACGGCCUCAUGCUGCACACGGGCAAGUCGGCCGACUACGUCAACCUGUCGCUGAAGAGCGGCGCUGUCUGGCUGGUCAUCAACCUUGGCUCCGGGGCCUUCGAGGCCCUGGUGGAGCCCGUAAACGGCAAGUUCAACGACAACGCCUGGCAUGAUGUGCGCGUCACCCGCAACCUGCGCCAGCACGCAGGCAUCGGACACGCUAUGGUAACCAUCUCGGUGGACGGCAUCCUGACCACCACCGGCUACACGCAGGAGGACUACACCAUGCUGGGUUCGGACGACUUCUUCUACAUCGGCGGGAGCCCCAACACUGCCGAUCUGCCGGGCUCGCCCGUCAGCAACAACUUCAUGGGCUGCCUCAAAGAUGUGGUCUACAAGAACAACGACUUCAAGCUGGAGCUCUCCCGCUUGGCCAUCCAGCGGGACCCGAAAAUCACCCUGAACGGCGACCUGGUGUUCCGCUGCGAGGACGUGGCGGCUCUGGACCCGGUCACCUUCGAGAGCCCCGAGUCGUUCAUCUCGUUACCCAAGUGGAACACCAAGAAGACGGGCUCCGUCUCUUUCGACUUCCGCACCACGGAGCCCAGCGGCCUCCUGCUGUUCAGCCACGGCCGCCCUCAAGGUCCCAAGGAGCAGCAGAAGCCCGGCAGGGAGCUCAAGACAGAUUAUUUCGCCUUGGAGCUUCUGGACGGGUAUUUGUACUUGCUGAUCGAUAUGGGCUCAGGCAAAACCAAGCUGAAGGCCAGCAACAAGAAGGUCAACGACGGGGAAUGGUGCCACGUGGACUUCCAGAGAGAAGGAAGGAAGGGGUCCAUCUCAGUCAACAGCCGCAGCAUGCCCUUCAGCUCUCCAGAGGGCAGCGAGAUCCUGGACCUGGACAGCGACAUGUACCUGGGCGGCCUCCCCGAGUCCAAGACGGAGCUCAUCCUGCCGCCCGAGGUGUGGACGGCGCUGCUCAACUACGGCUACGUGGGCUGCGUCCGCGACCUCUUUAUCGACGGCAAGAGCCGCGACGUCCGCCGCCUGGCCGAGAUCCAGAGCGCGCUGGACGUUAGCAGCUUCUGCACGCGCGAGCUGCAAAAGCGCUGCAGCAGCACCCCCUGCGGCAACGGCGGGCUGUGCAAAGAGGGCUGGAACCGCUACAUAUGCGACUGCACCAGCACGGGAUUCCUGGGCACCAACUGCGAGAUAGAGGCGACGGUGCUGAGCUACGAUGGCAGCAUGUACCUGAAGAUCAUCACGCCCGUCACCAUGCACACGGAGGCCGAGGACGUGGCGCUGCGCUUCAUGUCCCAGCGCGCCUACGGCCUGCUCGUGGCCAGCACCUCCAAGGAGUCGGCCGACACGCUGCGGCUGGAGCUGGACGGGGGCCGGGUCAAGCUCACCGUCAACCUCGAUUGUAUCAGGAUAGACUGUAGCCUCAGCAAAGGACCCGAGACGCUGUUUGCGGGCCAGAAGCUGAACGAUAACGAGUGGCACACGGUGAAGGUGGUGCGAAGAGGCAAGAGCCUGCAGCUCUCUGUAGAUAACGUCACAGUGGAAGGCCAGAUGACUGGUGCCCACACACGUCUGGAGUUCCACAACAUCGAGACGGGCAUCAUGACCGAGCGCCGGUUCAUCUCGGCGGUGCCGUCCAACUUCAUCGGCCACCUCCAGGGCCUGUCCUUCAACGGCGUGACCUACCUGGACCAGUGCAAGAACGGCGACAUCUCCUACUGCGAGCUCAACGCCCGCUUCGGCAUGCGCCACAUUAUCGCCGACCCGGUGACGUUCCGAACCAAAGGCAGCUACCUGGCGCUGGCCACGCUGCAAGCGUACGCCUCCAUGCACCUCUUUUUCCAGUUUAAAACCACCACGCCCGACGGCCUGAUGCUCUUCAACUCUGGCGAUGGGAGCGACUUCAUUGUUGUGGAACUGGUCAAAGGGUUCGUCCACUACGUCUUCGACCUUGGCAACGGCCCGUCGCUAAUGAAGGGCAACUCAGACAAGCCGCUCAACGACAACCAGUGGCACAACGUGGUGGUGUCCCGGGACGCCAACAACGUACAUACCCUCAAGAUCGACUCGCGCACCGUGACUCAGCACUCCAACGGAGCCCGUAACCUGGACCUCAAAGGAGAGCUGUACAUCGGUGGCGUGAUAAAGAACAUGUACAGUAAUCUGCCCAAGCUGAUUGCGUCCCGGGACGGCUACCAGGGCUGCCUGGCCUCUGUGGACCUGAACGGGAGACUCCCCGACAUGAUUGCAGAUGCCCUCCACAGGGUGGGCCAGGUGGACCGAGGCUGCGAUGGACCAAGUACCACCUGUACGGAGGACUCCUGCUACCAUCAAGGGGUUUGUCUCCAGCAGUGGGAGGGCUUCACCUGUGACUGCACCAUGACGUCCUAUGGAGGCUCGUUUUGCAAUGACCCUGGGACAACAUACAUAUUCGGCAGGGGUGGGGCCCUCAUCACGUACACGUGGCCGCCCAACGACCGGCCGAGCACACGGGCAGACCGGCUGGCAGUGGGCUUCAGCACGCAGCUGAAGGAGGCCAUCUUGGUCAGGGUGGAAAGCGCCAAGGGACUGGGCGACUACCUGGAGCUGCAUGUAGAGAGGGGAAGGAUCGGCGUGAUCUUCAACGUGGGAACGGACGACAUCGUCAUCGAGGAGAGCGCGGUGAUGGUGAGCGACGGCAAAUACCACGUGUUGCGCUUCACGCGCAGCGGUGGCAACGCCACGCUGCAGGUGGACAACCAGCCUGUCAUUGAGCGCUUCCCCUCAGGGAACUUUGAUAAUGAGCGCCUGGCUAUUGCUAGACAAAGAAUCCCAUACCGCCUCGGUCGGGUAGUUGACGAGUGGCUACUCGACAAAGGUCGCCAGCUGACCAUUUUUAACAGUCAAGCGUUCAUCAAAGUCGGCGGAGGGGAGAAAGGCCGCCAUUUCCAGGGCCAGAUCUCGGGCCUGUACUACAACGGCCUGCAGGUGCUCAAACUGGCCGCCGAGGGCGACCCCAAUGUGCAGACGCAGGGAAGCCUGCGGUUGGUGGGCGACGUGCCCUCAGUGCUCGCCACCGACGCCACUUCCACCACGCCGCUAGCUGACAUGUCCACCACCAUCAUGGAGACCACCACCACCAUGGCCACCACCACCACCCGCAAACAGCGCUCGCCCACCAUCAGGGACAGUGUCACGCAGAAUGCGGAUGAAAUUUUGGUAGCGUCAGCAGAGUGUCCGAGCGAUGACGAAGAUUUGGAGGAGUGCGAGCCUGGAAAUGGAGGUGAAAUAGUCUUGCCCAUUAUAACGGUGGACUCGAUAGACCCCCCCUCCAUCGCCACCCGCUACCCGGUAAUCCCUCCACCCCCCACUACUUAUCGCCCCUUCCUCACCUUACUCGAAACCACCAAAGAGUCCCUCCCCUUGCCCAAUAUGCGCCCCCCUUGCCCCACGGACCAGGAGGACUGCGAGGAAAACUCGGAGGUGUCCGCGUACGGCUCAGGCGAGAUGACCGAGUCGGAUGACGAAGACUAUUACAAAAACUCGCCCCUGGUCACCGACCGGACUGUCCUCCCCUCGCCCCCGGCUGGCGAGGGCCAAAACCCCCGAGAUCGCAAUUUCUCACGCCUCCCUUACGACCGCCGCCCACCCGCGUCCUCCGCCCCCACGGCCGACCCCGAUCAGCUCAGCCCCGGCGUCAAGGUGGCGGGCGGCGGCAAUAGCAACAAUUUACCGGCCGGGAAAAUGAACACUCGGGAUCAGGUGCUGCUGCCGCCGGCCCACCCCUCGUCAGACCCCGGCCACCGCAGAGUGUCGGGAAUAACCUACCCUCCCAAUUUCCCCCGCAUUCCCACUCCAGACCCGACGUCCCCCGAGAGAAGUCUUCCGGGCGCCGUGGAGGUGCAGCAGUCGAGCAGCACCACGGGGAUGGUGGUGGGCAUUGUGGCGGCCGCCGCCCUCUGCAUCCUCAUCCUGCUCUACGCCAUGUACAAGUAUCGCAACCGAGACGAGGGCUCCUACCAGGUGGACCAGAGUCGCAACUACAUAAGCAACUCGGCCACGCAGAGCAACGGCACCCUGGUGAAGGAGAAGCCGCCGAGCGCCGCCAAGACGGCCCCAAAGAACAAGAAGAACAAAGACAAGGAGUACUACGUUUGAAGGACGGAGGCAGGUCGUGUUUGAGAGAGAGAGAGAGAGAGAGAGAGAGAGAGAGAGAGAGAGAGAAAGAGGCGAGAAAUGUGAGCCUGGUGGACCUUUGUACAAGCCAACCUAAUCUUCUUGAGGAGAGACGGCGAGGAGAGAAGGCAAACUUGUAACUUUGUUCGGAAGUCACUUAUCGAAACUUCCUGUGCCAACGACCGAUUGGGUGAAGUUACUUGUCCAGUAAUGUACAGAAUCCACGAGAACAGUAUCCAGUGCCACGUCAUGGCCAUCUCUCUCCUCUCUCUCGCUCGCCCUGCUGGCCUCACGCACUCUGCCUCUUGCCAUGUCUUCGGUGCUCAGUAGCUGGUGCGACCGCGUGUUUCGAGCAUGUAGUAUUCAUCCAGGACAAAGACACAAACUUUCUUUCUUUCUGUGGAGUUCAGAGAAAAAAAAAAAACAACAACGUAGCAAUUCCCGUGCGAUACUGCCACCGAAGGCUCCACACACUAACGGAUGGCCAAAUUCCCCUUGGACGUCUGUGUCGUGUUUCUCCCACUUGGAGAUGCGCUCUGAGAAUCUGUCUCUACAGCGAGCGAUCGCAUCAAAGCAGGGAAAAAAGCUUCGGCCAACCGCUCUAUAGGAUGAUAAAUAUACGGACGGGCAUUAUUGCAGAGACGGAGAGUUGGCCGAGACAGUGUAGCUCUGAAUCUGCUGUCGUCCGAACCAUUUCACCGCCUGAAACCCGCAGAGGCUGCCGGUCAGGAACUGUGCGGCCUCGCUGCAGGAUUCAGUCCCUCGCUUCGCUCUGAGAAAGGACAGAAUGGGAAUCCGUGGCAGCCAGCGAGCCUCGAACGGCCUCUCCGGAGCCCGACUGGACCUUUGCGGUUCUUUGUCGGCUCCCGGGAAGACGGCCGUUAUGAAGUACUCACGUGUUCUCAUUUUCUCAGCUCUACUAAAAGAAAACUGUACCAUGAUAACAAAACAAAAAAAUGCUGAAAAAGUUUGUGAAAUGUCUAAAUAUUUGCCAUCGAAGAGAAACGUGUUCCCCCCUGAUGAUCAUUCCUGUUUACUAAAAGAAAAGAAAAAAGUCCACAAUCCUGAGCAGCGAAGAAAAUCUUUUUGUUGUUAUUGGUUUGCCUUUGGUAAAUUUGGGGUAUGUACUUGUUCAUCAUGCUUACUCAAUCGAUUGUUUGUUUGUCCUGCAACCUUUUCUUUUCUCUCUGUAUUGUACGUCCCUUAAUUCCCCCUACUGUUUUCUAAUGAUUGCUUUUCUAUCUCUUUGUGUCUGUACGCUUACAGACCUGCGCCAUCAUUUUGCUGCCACAAUUUUUUUUCAAACUCUGCCUCAUCACAUAACACCCAAUAUCCCCAUGUUCUUUCUAAAUGUUAUUGUAAAGUGUGCCAGUGAGAUGACUCUAAAUAUGUGUACAUUAACAGAGGGAAUACACUUGGUUAUAUACUUCUUA